CGCCGUGAUCCCAAAGUUGGGCUCUGCUUGUGCGUCACGGUCACCUGUGAAUCUGACCAGACAAGGAAACCAUCCUUGCAGAUACCAGCAAGCGCUGAAUUGCGACCAAUAGAGCGCAACAUUUGUGCUGGGGAACGGGCAAUAUUACUCUGAUUACGCGAGCUGAAAGGAAACGUCACAAUGGCGGGGCUCGAUGCAAAGAAGGUGGCAGAGCUGAAGAACUUUAUAUCAGCUGUUGACGCCCAUCCUGAAUUGCUGGCCGAACCUCGUCUGGCAUUCUUCCGCACGUACCUGGAAAGUUUGGGGGCCAAGCUCCCAGCGGCUGCUUUCAAGACCAAAAGUGUACCCACACCACCACCGCAGGCGAAGCCCGCCCCCGCUGCUGAUGACACCGACGAUGACGACGACGAUGACGACAUGCCCCCCUUGGAGGACGAGGUCCCUGCGGCUGCAGCUGGAGCCGGGGCCCAUUCACACUCCCAUGGAGCCCAUUCUCACACUCACGGUCCUGGUUGUAAUCACGGUCACAAUCACGAGGAGGUAGAAGAAGAGGAAGAAGAGGAGGAGGAGGAGGAAGAGGAAGAAGAAGAAGAAGAGGAGGUGUUGGACCUGGGAGACGACAACGAGGGGGUGAUUGAGCCCGACAAUGAUGAGCCUCAGAAGAUGGGAGAUUCAUCCAAGGAGAUUUCCGAGGAGGAUUACGAUGCUGCAGUUGCGUCAAAGGGCAAAGCAAUGGAAGCCAUGGCCGAGGGUGAUUUGCCGACUGCUAUUGAGCACUUCACCGAGGCUAUCCUGCGCAACCCGUCCUCCGCUAUCCUGUAUGCCAACAGAGCAAGCGCUUUCAUCAAGGCGAAGAAGCCGAACGCGGCCAUCCGAGACUGCAACGCUGCGAUGAAGAUCAACCCCGACUCAGCCCGGCCGUACAAGUGGCGCGGCGAGGCGCAUGCGUUGCUGGGUCACUGGGAGGAGGCCGCCAAAGACCUGCGCGUGGCCGCCCGGCUCGACUUCGACGAGGAGACAGACGCGUUCCUCAAGACGGUCGAGCCAAAGGCGCAGAAGAUUGCCGACUUCAACCGGCGGAAGGAGCGUCGGGCCAAGGAGCGAGAGGACAAGAAGAAGGCCAAAGAGAUGGCCAAGAGGAAGAAAGCCGCGCAGCGUGCAUACGAGCAGCAAAAGAAGGAGGAGGAAGCGCGCGGCGGCGGCGGAUUUGCCGGUGGCGCGGGCGGCGGGUUUGGAGGAGGGGGUUUCGGCGGGGGAACGGGAGGGGGCUUUCCAGGGGCCGGGGGUGCACAGCCGGACAUGAGCAAGCUGUUCAAGGACCCCGAGCUGAUGGCAGCCAUGCAGGAUCCAGAGGUCAUGGCAGCACUUUCCGCGAUGAACAGCGAUCCUAGCUCAUUCGCCAAGUACGCAAGCAACCCCAAGGUGAUGCAAGUUCUGGACAAGCUCAAGGGGAUGGGGUUGGCAGGGUAGGAAAUUUUGAGGGCCCAACGUACAAAGAAAUAGUUGACGUGGGCAUGUUCAGAACCUAUGCAUCAGUGCGAUCGUGAUUAUGUAGGGGUGCAAAUGUUGCCGGCCCUUCCUGAGUUGUCACUGCUUUUGCACGAAAGCACCAAGACGUUGUUCCCGUUGACUAGGAGAUGAGAGGAGAUGGAAUGCGUCAGAAAAGUCAGCUCUGUAUGCUUUGAGUACGGAUCAGCCUGCACUACCCGUGUGUAUGCGGGCAAUAAACCUACGUUCUCUGACACAACGUGCCAUGGUAUCAAGCACUGUCACUGCUCUGAAAUUUCAAUGGAAGAUUAAAAGUGCA
Molecule: messenger RNA, 1807 nt
Organism: Klebsormidium nitens
Lineage: Eukaryota; Viridiplantae; Streptophyta; Klebsormidiophyceae; Klebsormidiales; Klebsormidiaceae
Source: the annotation of a GenBank genome assembly